AUGCUGCCGGUGCCUUCCACGGCCUACCGGUCGAAACCGCGAGGCUCCCAGUCCUACUUUGUCUCGGGACCCUCGACGCUCCCGAGCUCCGUCUUUGAACGUCUACGGACUCGGGCGAGGCUCACGAACCUCGCCGUCGGCCUGAUACUAUCGGCACUGGGUUUCUCUGUCAUCCUCAAUCUGCGGCACUGGUCGGAGGCGAGCGGACGGUCAGGCUUGUCAACAUCGCUAGACCCGAACGGGCGGUUCAGCUCGUCCAGGAAACCUACAUCAAUAGGGAGUAUAGAGAACACGAUCGAAAGGACGGAAGAGAUGGCAGGGUUGACGCAUCUCGUCAUGGUCGCUGGACAUGCCAUCUGGAAGGGCUCGGAUCCUAGUGCCAGAGCGAACGACUCGGACUGGGUGUUGACGCCUAUACAGCGAGGAGGGAGCGUACGGACGUUCUUUAAGCAUAUCGAAGCUGGCGUUAAUGAAGCUAUGGACGAUCCGAAUAGCUUAUUGAUUUUCUCAGGCGGCCAGACCCGUCUAGACACCCCACCCACAACGGAAUCCCAAUCAUACCUCCGCCUGGCCAUCGCAUCUUCCCUCCUGCCACCUCUUUCCGAGUUCCCGAGGGCGACCACGGAAGAGUACGCGCUGGAUUCGUUGACGAACUUGAUGUUCUCCUACGCGCGGUUUCACGAGGUUACGGGGAAUUGGCCCAGAAGGGUGACGGUGGUGGGGUAUGAGAUGAAACGACCAAGGUUCGAAAAGCUGCAUCGAGCGGCAAUGAGAAUCCCAGGCCAAGAUUUCAAGUAUAUUGGGAUCGACGACGAGGGCGAUACAUCAGCUUCGUACGAGGGCGAGUCGACCUACGGCUAUCAACCAUUCUCUGAAGACCUCUACGGCUGUUUCCCACCUCUUUCACUGAAAAAGACCUCCCGAAACCCGUUUGCACGGUAUCAUCCUUACCACACCUCGAGCCCGGAGAUUGCAGGCCUACUAGAAUGGUGUCCUGUGCACAAGGCUCAUGCACAAGGGCCGGAAGGCCAGAAGGGCGGAGGGGUGUACCCGCAUGUCUUGCCCUGGAAGACGACGGAGCCCGCGGAGAGCUCUUGGAGUAGAGAACAAGAUUGA
Molecule: messenger RNA, 1116 nt
Organism: Filobasidium floriforme
Lineage: Eukaryota; Fungi; Basidiomycota; Tremellomycetes; Filobasidiales; Filobasidiaceae
Product: putative cytoplasm protein
Exons: 5
Coding region: 1-1116 (371 amino acids)
Cellular component (GO): cytoplasm
Source: RefSeq, a predicted model, not a curated record